UUACUCGAAGGCGACUUGUGUUGUCUUUGACUCUUGUGUACUGUUACGUGUCUUGGGCCCUAACCCUGAGAUUGAAUAGUUGCUUUCGUGUUCGCAUCGCCGAUCGAUCACCGGCAUCUUGCUUGCAUUCCAUGGACGCGGCGCCGGUAGGGUUUUCUGCGCUUCCGUCUGGGGAGCCGGAUGAUGUUCAGAAUUUCGAGGCGUCCGUGGCGGCGGUGGAGAGAUUAAUCAAAUACCAAUUUCGUGACAGGAGGCGUCUCGAAGAUGCCUUGACGCAUCCCUCCUAUACAGACUCUUCCUCCUAUCAGCGACUCGAAUUUGUAGGUGAUGCUGCUCUAGGUUUGGCUAUAUCCAAUCUUGUUUUCCUGCAGUACCCCGACGCCGACCCCGGCAAACUAUCGUUGGUGCGAGCGGCCAACAUUAGCACCGAGAAGCUCGCCCGCGUCGCCGUCCGCCACCAGUUUUAUAAGUAUGUUCGCCAUAACGCUGCCGUUCUUGACGAAAAGGUAAGGGAUUUUCUAGCGGCCAUAGAAGAAGAGGAUGGCACUGAGUGUUAUGGGGGUUUGGUGAAAGCACCCAAAGUUCUUGCCGACAUUGUGGAAUCAAUUGCAGCUGCCGUAUACGUUGAUUCCGGCUUUGACUUAAAGCUUAUGUGGAAGAUCAUUGGAGGCUUUUUAGAACCUCUUGUUAUGCUUGAUGCGCUGGAACAUCAACCACAGCCAGUGACGAUGCUGUACGAAUUAUGCCAAAAGGCUGGGAAGCAAAUCGAUAUAAAACACUGGAGGAAAGAAGAUAGAAACAUUGCGAGUGUCUAUGUAGAUGGGGAGUUUAUAGCUUCAGCUUCUUCCGAGCAAAAGGAGAAUGCUAAGCUUCAUGCUGCAAAGGCUGCUCUCGAAAAACUAUCUCCUGAAACAACCGAGAUUGAUAUACUCAGUGAACUCAAUGGGAAUGAGAUUGGUGCGAAACAUAAGCUGCACGAGCUUUGUGGCAAACGGAAAUGGCCUAAGCCGAUUUACAAACUCCAGGAAGAGGGCGGGCUUGCUCAUAACAAGAGAUUCAAAUGCUCGGUCGAAAUUGAGGUUGAUGAAGGCAUACUGUUCGUAAAGGGGGAGGAUAAGGCGCGAUUGAAGGCUGCAGAGAACUCAGCUGCCUUUUUAAUGCUUCAUGGACUUAAAGAGAGGAAUUAUAUAUGAUUCUCGCCACCUCGCCGGAACAUUGUAAGAAUAUUCGAUAUAUUAGGUUUUGUUCAUCCAUAACAUUUGUAUCUAUGAUCGAUGACUUGAAACAUUUAGCUCUCUCUCUGGUUUAUGAAAAGACUAUUUUUAAGUAA
Molecule: messenger RNA, 1330 nt
Organism: Andrographis paniculata
Lineage: Eukaryota; Viridiplantae; Streptophyta; Magnoliopsida; Lamiales; Acanthaceae
Product: ribonuclease 3-like protein 2
Exons: 4
Coding region: 132-1193 (353 amino acids)
Biological process (GO): siRNA processing
Cellular component (GO): nucleus; cytoplasm
Molecular function (GO): RNA binding; ribonuclease III activity
Source: RefSeq, a predicted model, not a curated record